GUCUGUUUGAUUUUUGUUUGAUGAAUUGAUUUACAUCACGCACUUUAAAGUCUGUCAAACUGUGUUUGUAAGUGUAGGCAGUGCAUAAUAUAUAAAAAGUAAAGCCGUGAGUUAGAAAGAUUUCGCAUCGCUUUAAAAAUUUGCUAAUUGACGUACAAUAGGUUUAAUAAAUUGCAGUAAAAGUAAUAAAUAAAAAAAAGCGAAAGCAUCCGGUAUAGCCGGCAAAAAUAUUGUAUAAAAAUGGAGUCGCAAAGCAAUAUACUAACUCAGCCAUUUAUUGCACCAGAAGUUGUUAAGGAAAUAUCUGAUCAAGGAGAAAAUGGAGACGAGUUGAAAGAGAAAAAUGGUAACCUCAGUCGUUCACAUAGUGUUGAAAAAGACCUUGACACCUCAAAAGAAACACGUUCAAGCAUCUCACGCUCAAGAUCGAGGUCUCGUAGUAGUGAGCACACUUCAGCAGUAAAUACUUCUGUUGAAACUGAGGAAAUUCAACAGAAUAUAACUAAAAGUCGUAGUAAUUCGCCUGUAAUAGAGAAGACUAUACGAAGCCCAAGUCCAUCGGUUAUACGUCGUAGCCGCAGUCGUUCAAAAAAUAGAUCAUCACAUAGCCGCUCCAGAAGUAGAAAUUCUCGCAGUCGUUCUGCAUCAGGCUCAAUACAUCAUAGCAAAAGUAGAAGUCGGUCGAGAAGCAAAAAUUCUCGCAGUCGUUCGCCAUCGGGUUCAGUGCAUCGUAGUAAGAGCAGAAGUCGCUCCAAAUCUGUUGUACGUAAAAGUCGUAGCCACUCUAGAAGUAGAAGUCGUUCACGCUCAGGUUCUAGACAUUCUAGUUCACGAAGUCGCUCAAGAUCAGGUUCAAGACGUUCACAUAGUGGUUCGCGCAGUCGGUCUGGUUCUAGACGUUCUCGAAGUAGUACACGUAGUCAUUCUGGCUCUAGACGUUCACGUAGUGGUAGUGGUAGUAGAAGUCGUAGUGGUAGUCGUAGCCAUUCACGAAGCAGAUCCCGUUCAGGUUCACGGCGUUCUAAAAGUGGUAGCCGAAGUCGAUCAAGAAGUGGCUCAAGGAGAUCUCAUAGUGCUAGUCGCAGUCGUUCUAGGUCUGGUUCAAGACGAUCACGUAGUCAUUCUCGUAGUCGUAGUGGCUCAAAACGUCGCUCACGUUCCAUAUCCAGACGUUCUCGCAGUGGUUCACGUAGUCGUUCUAAAUCAAAACAAAGAAAAAGUGGAUCGCGUUCCCGCUCUCGUUCACUUUCUGGUGCUCGUAGUGUAUCACCUAAUCGCAAUCGUUCUCGUUCAAAAUCAAGAUCUAGAUCAGCUUCGGUUGCUUCCAAUAAAGGCAAAAAACGAAAUGUAUUGAGUGACUCUGAAGAUGAAGGACAGUCCAGUUUCAAUAAACGUCCCAAAAUAACUGAUACUGAUGAAGAAGAUGAGGAACAAACUGAAAACAAAGCAAGUGAAAAUGACAAACCAAAAGAAAAACGCAUUGGUGAUGAAAGUUCCGAUGAUGAAAACAUCCCUAUAUCUAAUGACAGAGAAAACGACAAUUUUGUUUCCGACUUCGAUGCAAUGUUACUACGUAAAAAGGAAGAGAAAAAAGUACGUCGUCGCAAACGCGAUAUAGAUCUUAUAAAUGAUAAUGAUGAUUUGAUUGAUCAACUGAUUAUGAAUAUGAAAUCCGCUUCGGAUGAAGAUCGUCAAUUAAAUUUAGAUGGAAGACCUGCAACAAAAAAAAUUGCUAUGUUAAAACAAGUUAUGUCUCAACUGAUUAAGAAGGAUCUACAGUUGGCAUUUUUAGAGCAUAAUGUACUCAACGUGCUGACGGAUUGGUUAGCACCAUUACCAAAUAAAAGUUUACCAUGUUUGCAGAUACGAGAAAGUAUUUUAAAAUUACUCUCAGACUUUCCUACCAUUGACAAGAGCUAUUUGAAACAAUCGGGCAUUGGCAAAGCUGUAAUGUACCUUUACAAACAUCCAAAGGAAACAAAGCAGAAUCGAGAUCGUGCUGGUCGUUUAAUAUCAGAAUGGGCGCGCCCGAUUUUCAAUUUAAGUUGUGAUUUUAAGGCUAUGUCUAAAGAGGAACGCCAAGAACGUGAUUUAGCACAAAUGCCAAACCGUCGCAAGUCUCCUGAACCUCAACCCUCAACUUCCACAAAAAAGAAAGGACUAAGUUCAGCUUUUGCUUCUGACGAAAAAGUAUUACGACCUGGUGAUCCUGGUUGGAUUGGACGAGCUCGUGUUCCAUUGCCAUCGAAUAAAGACUAUGUUGUACGACCAAAGUCAACUGUCGAAGGAGAAAUUUCUACAAAUAACAAGCGAAAGCCUAAUCGAUUUGAAAAGCACAUGAAAAAAUUCCUUGAUGCUAAACGUUUAAAGCAAUCAAAACGAGCUGUUGAAAUUUCUAUUGAAGGCCGAAAAAUGGCAUUAUAAAUGCUCAAAUUUUUUUUUAAUUUAGAAUUAUUUAUUUUAAGAUUAAUGUUUAACUAUUGUAGCUAAAUAAAUGUGUGUGUGGUUACUUUUAAAUAAAGCAAUACAAGUGUCCACCUCUAGUAAAUACA
Teleopsis dalmanni is the source of this 2552-nucleotide messenger RNA. Its product is annotated as IWS1-like protein. The record is from RefSeq and is a predicted model, not a curated record. Gene Ontology annotation, cellular component: nucleus. The transcript is spliced from 6 exons. Lineage: Eukaryota; Metazoa; Arthropoda; Insecta; Diptera; Diopsidae. The coding region runs from base 241 to 2424 and encodes 727 amino acids. Gene Ontology annotation, biological process: poly(A)+ mRNA export from nucleus.